Molecule: messenger RNA, 1173 nt
Organism: Exaiptasia diaphana
Lineage: Eukaryota; Metazoa; Cnidaria; Anthozoa; Actiniaria; Aiptasiidae
Product: lactadherin-like
Exons: 6
Coding region: 1-1173 (390 amino acids)
Source: RefSeq, a predicted model, not a curated record
AUGGACGAAGAUUGUAAUGWGCCACUUGURAUGUCUGGUAAUGCAACCUUAACGUCAACCACAUCAAGAAAURCCUCUGCAAGUUUUGGACCUCAACAAGCCUUACUCCACAAUACGCAUGCUUGGUGUGCUAGUUUAUCUAACGCUGACCAGCACCUUGCAGUAGACCUAGGGCUCGUCAAGAUGAUCAAGUCAAUAGCAAUACAAGGGAAUCCAAACAAUGACGAGUUUAUCAAGACUUUCAGUGUAUCGUAUGCAGUUCUUGAGGGUCYGUGGUUAACCUAUACGGAGAUCGGCGCAAGACGUAUUUUCAAAGGAAACUCGAAUMCAGGAGAUAUUACCAAGCAAGUUUUCAAGAAUAUCUUCCCUGCUCGCUAUGUCCGCAUCUCUCCAGACACCUGGUACAAUCACGUGUGUGCAAGGAUUCAGCUCUUUGGGUGUGGAGCAACUCCCCACCGAGGACUGGGAAUGAUGAGUGGAGACAUACCAAACAGUGCCAUAACGGSAUCCAGUAACUGGGAUACKUUCAAUGCAUUUYAUGGAKGAUUGUAUUGGACCUGGAGAGGASWGYGGCAAUCCUGGAUUUCAAGGUUUAAUGAUAAAAAUCAGUGGUUAAAAAUACAUUUGAGUACAAUGGAAMUUUUGUCGGCAAUUGCAACACAAGGACGCCAUCGCCUUGCUCAGUGGGUGACUAGUUAUUGGCUGUCAUAUAGUACCGAUGGAUCGACUUUUCUAGAGUACAAGAUAAACCAAGCUAGGAAGAUCUUCACAGGUAAUUCAGAUUCAGAGACAAUAGUAAGACAUGACUUCUCACCAGUUAUCCGCACUCGCUUCGUGAGGUUUCAUCCCAACACGUGGAAUGGACAUAUCUCUAUGAGAGCUGAGGUGUACUCCUAUGGAAGAGAUUUCCCUGGCGACCUCGGAAUUGAGGAUAGAGAAGUUCUAAACAGUCAGAUAACAGCCUCAUCUCAAUUAAGUGAACAUGAAUCAUACAAUGGAAGGCUUAAUAACCAGAUGGGAAGAGUUCUAUCAUGGAGUGCAGAAGUUAUGGAUGUCAACCAAUGGCUUCAGUUUGAUCUGGGUCACACAAUGCUUGUUACUGGUGUUGUCACGCAAGGAAGGGGAGUGCAAUAUGCCCAAUACGUCAAGGGCUAUAAGGUGAUUCUUUAUUAA